Botrytis porri is the source of this 390-nucleotide messenger RNA. RefSeq lists its product as uncharacterized. Lineage: Eukaryota; Fungi; Ascomycota; Leotiomycetes; Helotiales; Sclerotiniaceae. The transcript has a single exon. The record is from RefSeq and is a predicted model, not a curated record. The coding region runs from base 1 to 390 and encodes 129 amino acids.
AUGUCCACAUUUCUCAAGAAAGUCCAGAAAGACACGAAAAACAAGUCCAUUCCAUCUAAAAAUGGACAGCCCUCUACAAGUACAAGCACAGGAACCGCACCAAAGUCAAUUCUCAGGGAUCCUAAGGAUCCACCCGAGACAAGAAAUGUAUUGACUAGUUUGCCCAGGAGAACGCCUAAUAAUUCGCUUAUAGAUGAUAUAAGUAAUCCAUGGGGGAAAAAUAUGACGGAUCUCACAGAGAAGCGAGUUAAGCAUGAGGAAGCGCAUAAAGCAAGAAGAGCAGCAGAUGCGAUACCGACAAAUAAACUGAGUCAACUUGAUGAGGUAAAGAAGUUACCAAAGAAAUCAAAAAAGUCAAGUCAUAAGGAACAUAGAAGAAUAGCUUCAUGA